This is a messenger RNA of Penicillium soppii, 1788 nucleotides long. RefSeq lists its product as uncharacterized. The coding region runs from base 1 to 1788 and encodes 595 amino acids. The transcript has a single exon. NCBI's taxonomy places the organism in Eukaryota, Fungi, Ascomycota, Eurotiomycetes, Eurotiales, Aspergillaceae. The record is from RefSeq and is a predicted model, not a curated record.
AUGGACACUGGCGGUCUUGCUCAAAUGACUUACAAUUCUUCUUUCAAUAAUGGUGGCUCCCUGGGUGUGCCUGGCUCUGGCUUCGCUUCCCGCGGAAAAGGCUCUCACAUCAAGCGCUUGAGUAUGCCUCCCCAGGUUGCCACCAUCGACGAGACGUCCCAGACCGCCCCAACCUCCUCCACUCCACGCACCAGUCGCUCUCACCUCUUGGCUGGACUGCGUACUGCUCCAAAGUCUGCGACCAUUGUUUCUCCUCAACAGCGAAGCCGGAUGGAAGGUGAACGACCUCACCGAGUGUCCGAUCGAGUUCCACACACUGCCACGGGAACUGGAUUCCCUCAGCAUGCCUAUACGACAAAUCGGAACACGAACUCGCAAUUCACUCAGCACUAUUCGCCCCACAAUUCUCACCACAUUCCACGUAACUCGCAAUACCAUCAGGACUCUCACAACCGUAUGGUGUAUACCAUGCCAGAGCAGGUACUUGCACCUCCAGUGCUUGAAAUGGCUGGUGGUGAGAUCCCCAUCGACGAGAGCAUGUACGCUGAAUUGAUGUCAACCAAUCUGUUUCUAGCUGCUCAGCAGCAACGCUUGCAGCAGCAGUUGAUCAGCGUCACUGCCGCAGCUCAGCAAUUCCAGAACCUCAACCUGGGGAUGCCUUAUCAACAGCAGCAGCAACAACAACAACAACAACAACAACAUCAACAUCAACAUGUCCCUUCCAUGCCCAACAUGGGAUUCUACCAACAGCAGCUCCAGCAAGGCGUUCAACCCAUUGUGCAGGCUGUUCCUGGCCAGCCUGGAAUGUUCUGUGUGUUCAACCCUUUGACUAACCAGCAAAGUUUCAUCAUGGACAACAACUCUCAGGAAGAUUCUUCUCAGUGUCAGUAUGGUCAACAAGUGCCCCAGUUCCGUGCCGAGAUUUCUCCUCCUGCAGACUCUGCGCAAUCUCCGAUGCAAUUCCCCCUGCCGAUCUCUUCUCCGAUCGGUAGCGGUAGCCCCUCUCCACCCUACGAAUCAUCUACCAACGCACUUCGCCGUGAUCACCGCAAGAACCCCUCUUUCAAUCCAGCCACGAAGGCACACAUUGAUAUCACCAAGGCGAACGCAGCGACUGGCCCUCGCUCUUCUCCGCUUCCUCCGACACCGGCCACUGGAACAUUUGGACCCGGUCAAGGUCGUGCUGGCGAGCACCCGACGCGUCAGCCCCGUGGACCCCCUUCACUCGAAGAUCUGGUCGCCAAGCCCACCUCCAAGCACGAGGGUAGCAAGAACUUUGCGACUCGUCAGCGUCGUCGGGCUGUGCACAGCCUUGUUCGUGCAGGAAUUGAGCGUCGUAGUGAUACGCGCAGUCUUGGAUAUCAUAGCAGCGGGGGUACGAACACUCCUGCCAGCGAGAAGGAAUUUACCUUCUCCGACGGCGAUGAUGCCACUGUGCGGAGCGGCGGUAGCCUUUCCAGCAAGCCGAGCCUUGGCAGCCUGCGAGCGGUAGCUAACGGUGCUAUUGGAUCCGAGAGAAAGGAAAAGUCUGGCCGGGACCGCAGGUCUCCGGACAGCCCUUUCCACAGUGCUACCCCGACUAGUGAGGAUGGUGGUUAUUUUGGGUCCAAGUUUGUGGAUGUUCGCGGCGACUAUGUUCCCUCGCCUAGUGCCAGUGGCACCUCGUCACCCUCGGUGGCGUCUGUUGUUACUGGCCAGGGGCCGGCGGCCCACCAGGCACCAGAGCGGCGCAAGACGCCUAUGCUGGUGCUUUCCAGUGCUGAAAAACGCAAGACCUCUUUCAUGUAA